UUUGUUUUGAUCGACCAUUGUUCGUGAUUGUAGUUUCGGUUUUGAGUUUUGAAAUGGUGGAAAAUGUCUGACGGGUCAAAACAUGCUAAAUAGACGUCACAGUUUGACAAUUUGAUUAGCCUUCCACCUAUUCAGAAUGGAUGGGAUCAGACUGUCGGGUAUUCAGCCUUGUGUGUCAGAGAAACAGAUCAGGACAUUCUUAGAGCGCCAUCAUCUACGAGUCAAGAGGAUCUACUACCCACUUCUCAAUAAUGAUGCAGUCAUUAUCUUCAUUGACUCUGCAAGUACGUCAAUGGCACUCUUUGAAAGGCUGGAAGGACUCUCAAAGUUUACUAUCAGUCCUCUCCCACACAGAAUAUUCUCCUCAGUAACAGUGGAGCUUGAAGACCAAGUUGCUGCCCUGUUUCAGACGUCAGAAUGUAAGAAGCAUAUUGAACUGACCACUGAUGGCAAACUACAGAUAUUCACUGCAGUAGACGGGAACGUAACGCUGAAGGGGAACCAGUUUGAUAUAGAACUUGCUGAGAAGGUUCUUCAUGAGUUUCUUGAAAGCCAGCACAAAAUACAUCAAGACCUCCAAAAUGGUCAUGACCAAUCAGCAGCUGAUUAUGAGGCUCUGCAUCAGUUUAGAAGUAGAAGAACUUCCCCCGGUUCACAGCAGAGCCCUCCACAAGUGAAGAGAAGCACAGCUGAAAGAAUUGGUUCCAGUGCCUCUGGGACAAGUAGAAAAUCUCCCAGACAAGAUGACACUGCACCAAUAUCGAAUGGAUUGGAUUCAGGGCACGAUGUGAGUGAUUUACGUAGCAGCACAAACUCCAGACAUCAAGAUGCUUCUGAAACUUUCAACCACUUCGCCAGUCUUCAGUCUCCAACAACUGGGAGAUACCCAACAGAGUCAUCCACAGCUGUGGAACAAAGGCUUCUACAAGCAGCUGCUGACAAAACCAAGGCGUCCAGGCCAGGAGGUGAUGUUAGACACCAAAUGUCUAUCAGACUUGAAGAACUGCAACACAAGCGGGAGAGAGAUCGGGAACAGCCAUCAAUAAGCAGUACAUUUUAUAGCGAGGCAUCUAUGCUAAGAGAACUAGACAGAGUUCCAAAGGAAGAACUGGACCAGAUCCAGAAGUGGCUUGAUGAUACAGGAAAGAAGACCGUGAGCAAGGAGAGGACAGGUUCAGGUAGCACUGAUGAGUUGUUGAGAGAUGACAGGAGAGGACACCAAACAUCACCUCUGUCUGGAGCUUCUAAUGGUCUGAGCGCAGAUGUUUAUUCUCUGAGACACGAUUCUACAAGAUUUGCACAAAAAGACCCUCAAGGACUCUUGUCUUACAGAUUUGAACUUCCAGGUGGCUUUAAGGUGAAAGUCUGCUAUGGUAACAUUGUGAAAUGUAAGCUGGAAGGAAUCGUCAGUGCAGCUAAUGGAGAACUGAGGAACUUUGCUGGUGUAGCUGGGGCCAUAGAGAGAGCUUGUGGGAAUGAACUGAGACGUGAGUGUGAGAGACAUGUCCGCCUCCAUGGGCCCCUCCAAGUCAGUGACGUCAUGCAUACAAACCCAGGAGAUUUAAUUGGCCCACGCUACAUUCUGCAUACUGUGGGGCCAGUCCAUGUUCCAACAAUGGAUGAGAAAUGUGCAUAUCAGUUGACUCGCACAUUUCUUCGUUGUCUGAAGUAUUCUCAAGAGAAGCUGUUUAUCAACUCCAUUGCAUUUCCCUUCAUUAGUACAGGUGUGUUUGGUGUGCCCAUUGACAUCUGCAUUGAGUCUUUCCUGGAUGCUGUCGUGUUGUUCUCCUCGGCACCCAAGACAUACUCAACCCUGAAGGAGAUCCACUUGCUGAACACUGACAUGGAGAUGGUGCAGACAGCCAUUGUCAUGCUUCAGCAGCACCUGGAGACCGACGUCAGCGACCUGCAGGCUGCAGCCACGUACAGGUUGCAGAACAAGGGCAAGCAGUCCAGUCUGCAUGAGCGGGCUUCAAGGUCAGACAGUAGAGAUCUAGCACUUGGCAGCAUAAAACGAUCAUCUUCACUGACUAGAGAUCCACGUAAGAGGAGCGCAAAAGAGGAGGAAGACCGUAUGAGCGCAUCCAGCUAUGGAGGAACGACGAGUCUGAGAGGUGAUGACACAGGUGCAAGGUCAAGGGUUCCUCAGAGACAAAGGUCAGGGUCAUUUGAUACUACUCCAAGGAAACCAUACAACACAGGAGCAACAUCGAAGACCACAUCAUAUGCAGGAGGUACGACCUCAGGGAAGAAGACUGGUGCUGGAGCUUCAAAAUCUGAUUACGGUUCAAAAACCAUGCCUGGUUUUAAGCCUGGCAUGGGAGCAACAGAUGUAAAAGAGAAGCUUAAAUCACGACCAGGGACAACUUCUGGUGGAAGCAACAGUCCAAGAAAUAAACCCAUGAAAGCUGGGGCUACAGGGGUUGGAACAAAUGUGGAAAUCAAAGGGAAAACUGUUGUUGAUAGGGAAAUCCUGAGACAAAGACAUUAUGAUGAUGAUGAUAGGUUCAAGAGCCUACCAGCAAAUAUGGGCAGAACAAGUACUCUUGGAGCGGCCAAGUCAACAGACCCUGAUGACACCUGCAGCAUCUGUAUGGACAAAGUCACCGUCCCCAAGAAGCUGCCAUGUGGCCACACCUUCUGUGCAGACUGUAUCAGACAGGCUUUUGAUGUGAAGCCAGCCUGUCCUGAAUGUGGGAGGCUGUAUGGUACUGUGAAGGGGAACCAGCCCAAAGGUGGGAAGAUGACUCAUGUAAUACACAGAGGAGAGGUGCUACCAGGUUAUGAAGAUGCUAGAGGAGUGAUUGUCAUCAGUUACGACUUUCCAGGAGGGAUACAAGAGGCUGAUCACCCAGAACCUGGCAAGAGGUACUCUGGGAUCCAGAGAACAGCCUACCUACCUUACAAUAAUGAAGGAUGGGAGGUUCUGAAACUGUUGGACAAGGCAUUUGAUGCUGGAGUCACGUUUACCAUCGGCGAGUCUCGAACUACUGGCCGCACUGGCGUCAUCACCUGGAACGACAUUCAUCACAAGACGAGCAUGACGGGAGGGACGUCAAAUUAUGGCUACCCUGACCCUGACUACCUCAAGAGAGUGAAGGAGGAGCUUGCCCUCAAGGGAAUCACACCCUCCACUUGAGAGGGCAGCCCUUCCACAGGUCAUCAGUGUGGAAACAGACAACGGUUCCGGUUCCGGCUUCAGUGACUGUGGAUGCACUGACCCGUGAAGUCUAGGCUUCACAGCAUAUAUUAAGAGAGUCUUAUUUCAGUAUUAGUUCAGAUAUUUUAUACUGGGUGAUCCAAGACAGCAUCUGACCGUUAUAAAAAUAACAAUUCUGUCCAACUGUUAGAGUGUGUGUGUUCACUUCACCUUUUUACAUGCAGUCAGAUUUAGUUAAACUAACCCCGGUUCAUGAAAUGUUUAUUUGCUAUUUAUCUUGUUUAAGGCAAGUUAGCUUGGUGUGAAUCACUGAGAGAAGAGAGUUGUUUGCCCUUGCCACAUGGAUUUGGAUUGUUAGUUCACAUUUUCGCUUGUUAUCUUUGUCAAUGUUCUAACAAUUGUUACAUGACAAAAACCUUGCACUUAUGCUGUGCAUUAUAUAUACCAUAACAUACAGCUGUAUAUAAGAUGUGUAUAUAUAUAUGCAUAUUAUUACAUAUGUUAUAUUUGGGAUUACACUUUCUUAGUAAAGUACAAAUUCUAGUACUUUUUUGGGUGUUGAGUCCCAUCCGGGAUUCGAACCCACACCCUCAGAGUCACGCAAAGUCAGACGCCUAACCUGCUCAGCCACUGCGACUUCCACACUUUGUGGUUCCAUCUUUUAUCAUCACUGGUUGCUGUGUGGAAAUGGACGAGGUAUUAGUUAACAGUUUCUAUAGUUUAGAUGUUUAGAACUGAUAGAUCUAUUUUGUAACUUUUAUUUUUAAGCCUUUUGAAGCAUUUUCAUAAAAUUCAACAUAUGACAUUCCAGUGGGGACAUAAAACAAAGGAGAUUCACAUAAAUAGAUAAUGGCAAGUUGACUAAACUAUACAGAAUAAGCAAAUAUUACACUUAGUUAACACUGAACACUAAGAUUAUAAUUGACCUUUUAAGAAUAUUUUAUUUUGCAAUGCCUGGAUUGGAUGCAUUGUAUUAUUGAGCUUGCUUUUGAAUAUCAGAUACUUAAUUAUUAUGAAGAUGAUAUUCAAAAGAUCAUUAUGUUUAUCUGGAUAACCAAUCAUCACAUGUAAUUUCAACUUGGAUAAGAGCCUCCUGAAGUAACUAGGUUUCAAGUCUUUGCCUGAUUU
Messenger RNA from Haliotis rubra (blacklip abalone), 4288 nucleotides. RefSeq lists its product as uncharacterized. The coding region runs from base 137 to 3139 and encodes 1000 amino acids. NCBI's taxonomy places the organism in Eukaryota, Metazoa, Mollusca, Gastropoda, Lepetellida, Haliotidae. Gene Ontology annotation, biological process: Notch signaling pathway; protein ubiquitination. The record is from RefSeq and is a predicted model, not a curated record. The transcript is spliced from 8 exons.